GGGCCAGAGGCGGCACCGCCCGCGAGGCCGCCCGCGAUGCUGCUCUCCAAGUUCGGCUCCCUGGCGCACCUCUGCGGGCCCGGCGGCGUGGACCACCUUCCGGUGAAGAUCCUGCAGCCAGCCAAGGCGGACAAGGAGAGCUUCGAGAAGGUGUACCAGGUGGGCGCCGUCCUGGGUAGCGGGGGCUUCGGCACGGUCUACGCGGGCAGCCGCCUCGCCGACGGGCUCCCGGUGGCCGUGAAGCACGUGGUAAAGGAGCGGGUGACCGAGUGGGGCAGCCUCGGCGGCGUGGCGGUGCCCCUGGAGGUGGUGCUGCUGCGGAAAGUGGGCGCGGCAGGCGGCGCGCGCGGCGUCAUCCGCCUGCUGGACUGGUUCGAGCGGCCCGACGGCUUCCUGCUGGUGCUGGAGCGGCCCGAGCCGGCCCAGGACCUCUUCGACUUCAUCACGGAGCGUGGCGCCCUGGACGAGCCGUUGGCUCGCCGCUUCUUCGCGCAGGUGCUGGCCGCCGUGCGCCACUGCCACGCCUGCGGCGUAGUGCACCGCGACAUCAAGGACGAGAACCUGCUGGUGGAUCUGCGCUCGGGCGAGCUGAAGCUCAUCGACUUCGGCUCCGGCGCGCUGCUCAAGGACACUGUCUACACUGACUUUGAUGGCACCCGGGUGUACAGCCCCCCAGAGUGGAUCCGCUAUCACCGCUACCACGGGCGCUCCGCUACCGUGUGGUCCCUGGGCGUGCUGCUCUAUGACAUGGUGUGUGGGGACAUUCCCUUUGAGCAGGAUGAGGAGAUUCUGAGAGGCCGUCUGUUCUUCCGCAGGAGAGUCUCCCCAGAGUGCCAGCAGCUCAUUGAGUGGUGUCUCUCCCUCCGGCCUUCUGAGAGACCAUCGCUGGACCAAAUCGCUGCCCACCCCUGGAUGUUAGGAGCUGAGGGGAGUGUUCCAGAGAGCUGUGACCUUCGGCUCUGUGCUCUGGACACUGAUGAUGGGGCCAGCACCACGUCCAGCAGUGAGAGCUUGUGAGGAGAAGCCUGGAUUCCACACUAGGGUCCUGAGCCUGGCUAAACCAGCUCCCUCCCAUCAUGGACGUUCUCUGCCUGGGAUGUCUACUGCAAAAGCAGUGACCUGACCCCUGGUGACCUUUGCCCUUGGCACAGGGCCUGUUUCCUUUGCUUUGAGUGCCUUUUGAACGCUGCUCCACAGGGCCUGGGUUUUCUUGAGCUCUUUUGUCCAAAGACAGCUCUGGGCGAAGCGAGGUCACGCCUGCCCUGGGUGGAUACUUGAACCAGAAAUCCCCACCCUGCUGCUCCAUCCUGGAGAGGCAGCCUUCCCGUCCGACUGUGUCUGACCCAGAGCACCUUGUGGUGCCCAUAUCCCACCCUCCAAUUUUAUGGUGUUUGUCUGGGCAUGUCUGCGCACAAGCAAUGCAACGGCAGGGCCACUGCUGCCCAUCUGCCGCCCUGGGCACGUGAGCUAUGUUUUUGCGUGCCAGUGUCUGUUAUUUAUGGUGUGACCACCCUGGAGGGCGCCCCUGCCCUGCUGGGGCUAUUUAUUUUAAUUUAUUUGUUGGGGUUACUUCCAAGCAGCCACCUCCUCCAGGCCCCUGGGGUACAGGAGGGUCUAGGGUGGCAUAGUCCAGAGCUGUCCCAAUUCCUGUACCUGUAGUAGAGCCCUAGCCCAUGGGUCUGUAGGAGGAAGAACUUGUACAGUGGCUAAUUUAAGGGGAAUGGGUGACCCCACCAUCCUGGGCACUCUGUGCGGGGCGGGGGGUGGGUUUUAAAUUAUUGACCUUGUACAGUCUGCUUGCUGGCUCUGAAAGCUGGGAUGGGGAACAGAGUCUCAAGCCCUUAAUUUAUUUUAGCAACUGUGUUUCUGUGACCCCAUUGUGCAUAGGCAUUGGGGUGGGGUUGUUUCAGUUCAAAAGUGUGAGAUGUCUGAAGAUCAUAUUUUUUAUACAGGUAUUUCAAUUAAAUUUUUUUUUUUUU
Messenger RNA from Jaculus jaculus (lesser Egyptian jerboa), 1979 nucleotides. It is a transcript of the gene Pim3, whose product is annotated as Pim-3 proto-oncogene, serine/threonine kinase. The transcript is spliced from 6 exons. The coding region runs from base 37 to 1017 and encodes 326 amino acids. Lineage: Eukaryota; Metazoa; Chordata; Mammalia; Rodentia; Dipodidae. Gene Ontology annotation, molecular function: ATP binding; protein serine/threonine kinase activity. Gene Ontology annotation, cellular component: cytoplasm. The record is from RefSeq and is a predicted model, not a curated record. Gene Ontology annotation, biological process: negative regulation of apoptotic process; regulation of mitotic cell cycle; protein autophosphorylation.